Messenger RNA from Thalassophryne amazonica, 3047 nucleotides. Its product is annotated as cGMP-dependent protein kinase 1-like. The record is from RefSeq and is a predicted model, not a curated record. Gene Ontology annotation, molecular function: ATP binding; cGMP-dependent protein kinase activity. Gene Ontology annotation, biological process: protein phosphorylation. Lineage: Eukaryota; Metazoa; Chordata; Actinopteri; Batrachoidiformes; Batrachoididae.
GGAACUGUCUGGACCUGUGCAAUACCCUGAGAAGAAUUCUGAAAACUGUUUAGGGAGCUCAGAGUAACACUUCAGUUGCUGGAGUAAUCCUGGGGAAUCCUGAAGGUGUCUGAAAUAAACUUGGGGACAGUUAACACCCUUAAGGAACACAUGAAGAACAUGAAAUCUCUUUUCAACCCAAGAGUACAUCAAGAGCCUGAGGGAAUUAAGAAGAAGAAUCUAAAAAAACUCCCACAGAACAGCACAAACCAAUGACUAAUCCAAUGUGGAUCUGCAAGACCAAACAAACUGGGGGACACUGACUUUUAGGAACCCUGUCUGUGGAAGUCUGUGGCAGAAUCUGUACAGGACAUCUUGGUACCUUUGACAAUCUGGCGCAAUCAACUGAAAUUAUUGUAACUAACCCUGGAAAAACUGAUGAACGCAAGGAUGCUGGGUAGCUGAGAGGAAACCUCAAAAUCCUUAACUAACCAAAAACAAUCUUUGGUUGAGGGAACUGCUUGACUCAAGAGUAAACUGAAGGACCAUAAAAGAGCUUGACAAAUCUAUGGAUGCCUCAAGAUUUUGAGAAAAUUGUCAAACCUUGAAGUUCUCAAAAGUAUAAUGGGAAUAAGACUUUCAAGUCCCAGUUGAACUUUAGGGACUGCGGAGGAAGCUACAGAAAUUUUGAGAAAGGGUCUCUGACAGUUUCUCAGAGACCCCCUCCAGAGGACUUAUGGGUACACUGCGAGACCUGCAGUAUGCCCUGCAGCAGAAAAUUGAGGAGCUGCGGCAACGUGAUGCCCUGAUCGAUGAGCUGGAACUCGAGCUGGAUCAAAAGGAUGAAUUAAUUCAGAGGCUGCAAAAUGAACUGGAUAAGUACCGGUCUGUAAUUCGGCCAGCCACCGCUCAACAAGUCCAGGCUCAGCAGCAGAAUCUCGUCCUCCAGCCUGAUCAGCACCGGAGCAAGCGGCAGGCCAUCUCCGCCGAGCCCACCGCCUGUGAUAUCAGUGACCUCAGCCACGUCACCCUGCCCUUCUACCCCAAGAGUCCAGAGUCCAAAGAGCUGAUAAAGGAGGCCAUCCUGGAUAAUGACUUCAUGAAGAACCUGGAGCUGUCUCAAAUCCAGGAGAUCGUGGACUGCAUGUACCCGGUGGACUACGGCAAGGACGCCUGCAUCAUCAAAGAGGGCGACGUGGGCUCACUGGUCUAUGUGAUGGAAGAGGGGAAGGUGGAGGUGACAAAGGAGGAGAUGAAGUUGUGUACAAUGGGACCAGGAAAGCUUUUUGGGGAACUUGCAAUCCUCUACAACUGUACGAGGACGGCAACCGUUAGGACUCUGACCCAGGUGAAGCUGUGGGCCAUUGAUCGACAGUGUUACCAGACCAUCAUGAUGAGAACGGGACUCAUCAAACACGCAGAGUACAUGGACUUCCUGAAGAGCGUUCCGACCUUCGAGGGUCUUGCGGAGGAAACACUCAGCAAACUGGCCGACGUUAUGGAGGAGACUCAUUAUAAAGAGGGUGAUUACAUCAUCAGACAGGGCGCCAGAGGUGACACCUUCUUCAUUAUCAGCAAGGGUGUGGUGAACGUGACCAAGCAGGAUUCAGCCAAUGAGGAGCCAGUUCACCUGCGAGAGCUUGUCAAAGGAGACUGGUUUGGAGAGAGAGCACUGCAGGGUGAGGACAUCAGAACCGCGAAUGUCAUCGCCAUUGAAGCCGUCACCUGCCUGGUCAUCGACCGAGAUUCAUUCAAGCAUCUGAUUGGUGGAUUAGAAGACGUGUCAAACAGAGCCUACGAGGACGCCGAGGUCAAAGCCAAGUAUGAAGCAGAGAAUGCCUUCUUCUCCAGUCUGAAGCUCAACGACUUCAACAUCGUGGACACCCUCGGAGUCGGAGGCUUUGGACGCGUCGAGUUGGUUCAGCUGAAAAGCGAGGAGGCCAAAACAUUUGCCAUGAAGAUCCUGAAGAAGCGCCACAUUGUCGACACGAGGCAGCAGGAGCACAUCCGCUCUGAGAAACACAUCAUGACCGAGGCGCACUCUGACUUCAUCGUCAGGUUGUACCGGACGUUUAAAGACAGUAAAUAUCUGUACAUGCUGAUGGAAGUCUGUCUGGGAGGAGAACUGUGGACCAUCCUGAGGGACCGAGGUUCCUUUGAGGAUUCGACCACCAGGUUCUACACAGGUGUCGUUGAGGCAUUCGCCUAUCUGCACGCCAAAGGUGUCAUAUACAGAGACCUGAAACCUGAAAACCUCAUCCUUGACAGCAGGGGAUAUGCGAAACUGGUUGACUUUGGGUUUGCCAAGAAAAUCGGUUUCUGUAAGAAGACAUGGACAUUCUGUGGAACACCGGAGUAUGUAGCUCCAGAAAUCAUCCUCAACAAAGGUCACGACAUCUCAGCAGACUACUGGUCCCUGGGCGUCCUGAUGUAUGAACUGCUAACGGGCAGUCCACCAUUCUCAGGUCCAGAUCCCAUGAAGACGUACAACAUCAUCCUGAGGGGCAUUGACAUGAUUGAGUUCCCCAAAAAGAUCACUAAGAACGCUGCCCAUCUUAUCAAGAAGCUAUGCAGAGACAGUCCCUCGGAGAGACUCGGAAACCUGAAAAAUGGAGUUAAAGACAUCCAGAAACACAAGUGGUUUGAGGGGUUUAACUGGGAGGGUCUGAAGAAAGGAACGCUGACUCCGCCCAUCAUACCUAACGUUUCUUCUCCAGUUGACACCAGUAACUUUGACAGUUUUCCUGAAGACACAGACGACCCACCGCCAGACGACAACUCUGGCUGGGACUACGACUUUUAGUCAGACGUCCUCCAGGGGCCAACGAGGUCCUCGGUGUGGUGUGGACGGAGAAAUCUGGAACCAAAUCCUUUGGAACCGGUGUCCUUUUUGUUUUUUGCCUGAAGCACUUUAAUCGUACUGUGACCUCGACUGCAUGUGUUGUUUUCAUGCAUGAGCGGUCUGUGUGGGAAUCAAACCCGUAACCAUUUGUAGCCCUGUUGUGCCGUCCAAUGAUGUCAUUGGUGCAGUGGAAGGUUGAAGCAGAUGGAAACGAAGCCGAUGUGUC